UUCAAACACAAACAAAGAACCACCGGACCGCCUUACCAUUUCUUUUGCUUUCCCUUAUUUUCGUGGGAAAAUUUCUCUGACAUCAGUGGAAACCCUAACAUUAUCUGCUAAUCACUGUAACUUUUGUGGAAUUCUUUGUGUUGAAAUCAGUAGUAAAGGAGAUCAAACGCAACUCGGAGCCUCUGUUUACUCGGAAAUGGCAAAAACUUCACCACCCAAGAGGAAAUCUGAGUUUGAGAUGAAGCGGACGCCGAGUCCCAUGAGGAGGUUCGAGAGAGCCAAGAAUAACUCAUCAACUUCUUCUGCGUCUAAAAUGUCUGGAAGUAAAAGCUCGGGUUCAUCGUUAAAAGAGCGAAAAGGGGGAAUGAAAGAGAAGAGUAUGAAAGAUUUGGCAUUGGGAACUAGAGAAGUUAGCAAAAGUGGGAAAGAAAAUGCAGGAACUGCCCAUGUGAAAAAUAGGAUAAGAAAUGGUAGAGAUUAUUUGGCGAGCUUUAAGAAGAAUAAAAAGGAGGUUAAAGCAUCAGUAAAUGCAAGUAAAGAUGUCUGCAAGACAAAGGUUCCAUUGCUGCGCAGUAGUGAGCGGGAAAGGGAACAUACGGAUGAAGGACAGCCGCUCAGGUUUCAGAGAGAGCUGUUGGAGGGAAAGCAUCCUGGGAAAUCUUGUUCUGGUUUGUCUCAGGGGAAACGAAAAAGGGAACAAUUGCUUGAAGAGUUAUCGACUACAACAGAAGUUGAAAGUGAUGAAGCUGUAAAGAAGCGCAAGAUGGUGGUAAAUAGUAAUGAUGAUCCACACUAUGUAAAGCCUGGAUUAGAGGGAAAGAUAAAUCCUGGAUGCAAGGAAGGAGCUUCUGUAACUCCAGCAGAUAUUGUGCCUCAUUCUUCUGCCAGGUCAACUAGUUGUGUAAAUACAAUUGCUGAUGAAAAAUGUGAGCGGGAACCGCUUAAGUUGCAUAUAAAGCUGUUGGAGGGAAAGCAUCCUCGGUGGAAAUCUUGUUGUGUUUUGUCUCAGGGGAAACGAAAAAAAAGGGAACGAUUGCUUGAUGAGUUAUCAAACACACCAGAAGUUGAAAGUGAUGAAGUUGUCAAGAUGCGCAAGAUGAUGGUAAAUAGUAAUGAUGAUUCACCCUAUCUAAAGCCUGUAUCUGAGGGAAAAACAACUCCCAGAUGCAAGGGAGGAGCUUCUGUAACUGCAGCAGAUAAUGUGCCUCAUUGUUUUGCUAGAUCAACUACUUGUGUAAAUACAACUACUGAUGAAAAAUGUGACUCUACGUCACAUAAUGUGGAUAGGAAUGUAUUAGAAAAACCAAAAAGUAACCUGUUUGAUUCUGAGAAGAGAAGAAAAUUGAUCGAUGCCCAGAAGAAUCUCAAUCUUCUUUUGAAGCCUGGGAUAUCAAAACUAUGUGGAGUCCUUCAACUCUCUGAUGUUGUCAAGGCUAUGGUAAAAAAGCUUCUUGAAUACGUAAUGAAUAAUCACCAUGUAAAUACAGAACCAGCAACAACAUUGCAGGCAUUACAGAUAGCUCUGUGUUGGACAGCAGCUUCAUUUCUGAAGCAGAAAGUCGACCACAAAGAAUCGCUUUUGCUUGCAAAGCAGCACCUUAACUUCGCUUGCAUAAAGGAAGAGGCAUAUUAUUUUUAUUCAAUGCUGCGGUGUCUAAAGGAAACCUUUUUACACCGUACAAGGAUUUUCAAGGUUGCAGUGUCUCCAAAAUCUGCUAAAUUAUCAAGUAAAGAUGCUUUGAAGGACCAUUCACAUGCAAAGGUACUAUCAAAGAUUGAAGACUUGUCCAUGAAUCUAGAAUAUUUAGCAAAAACAGAUGUCUCAAAAAGUAUCAAAGAUACUUAUAAAAAGUUCAAGAAGAAGAUGACAAAACUUACUGAGAAGCAAAGAAAAGACAAAAAUGAUUACGAGGAAGAAAAGGGGCAUAUAGAAAGAGAGAAGAAAACAGAGUUGGCCAUUAUUCAAUUUUGUUACCAGAAUAAUACUUCGAUGAGGACAUAUAGGCUUAAGAUGUUGGACAAAAGAAUUGAAGAGCAUAAACUCCAUAUGGACAUACACCGUGACUGUCUUGAGGAAUUUCACCUGCAAGAAAGGUUUAAGUUGAAGGAGCAGGAGAAACAAUGGGUAGAAAACGUGCAAUCCUGGGCUAAUGUUGAACUGUUAAAUGGGUCACCUUCAAAUGGACCUGAGCCUUGGUCGAAAUGCUUACAGACUAGUGAAGAAGUUAGAGUUAAUAAAGAUUCUGAGGAUUUUACCUCUUUAAGAGAGCAUGGUCUUGACAAGGUGGUCCUGAUAGGAUUGUCUGGAACUCAAGAAAAUGCUCCUGAUGAAGGUGUAGUAUGUGGUGGUUUCAUUAGAACAGUGACGUCUCCAGCAAGACCCGUUAGUGCAAAUGGUGCAUUAGAUACAAUGACUUCUGGGACAUUUUUGUUUACUGAUUGUAUGGAGAAAAACGAAGCUGGCAGUUCUGGUGAUGAUCAAGAGAAUGGCGUGUCUAUGAAUCCGUGUGCCAAAGAGUUAAUUACUGAUGGAGGAACUUCAGACUAUGGGGAGGUUCUGCUUGAUGUGCCUGAAAUUGUUUGCUGUACUGAUGGCUCGGAAAAAGUUGUCACCCCGAGUCUUCCUUCAUUUGAAGAAUGCAUCCACAAUGCGGACACAUCACUCAUUCCUGAUGGGGAGGUCAGACUGGAAGUGCCCAAAUCUGGCAAAUCAACUGAUGGUCCAGAGCAAACCCUUCCUUUGGAUAUGUCUUCUGUGCAAUGGAAGCCUAAUGGGGCUGCAUUAAGUGUACCUGACAGAGAAGCUCCACUGGGAUUGCAUGAGAGUGCCAAUUCAACUCAUAAUAUUGUGUCUGUGAGCACACCAUCAUCUGAAGAACAAAUUCAUGUAGUGAUGGUAACUGUUAAAGAUAAUGUGGUAGAAUCAAGACUGUUUGAGACUGGCAGUUCAAAUGAUGACCAAGGGAAUCUUGUCACUGUGGAUCCAUCUGAAGAACAAAACCCUGAAAAUGCCACAUAUGAGACUGUCAAUUCAAUUCACGGUUUGCAUAAUGUUAUUUCUGUGAGUGCACCUUCAUCUGAAGACCAAAUCCAUGUAGUGACAGUAACCAUUCCAGAAUCAGGUGUCUUUGAGACUGUCAGUUCCAAUGAUGGCCAAGGGAAUCUUGUCUCUGUGGAUCCACCAUCUGAAGAGAAAACCCUUGAAAAUUCAACAGAUUAUGAGACUGUCAGUUCAAGUCAUGGUUUUCAUAACGUUGUUUCUGUGAGUGCACCUUCAUCUGAAGAAAGGAUCCAUAUAGUGACAGUAACCAUUCCAGAUAAAGUGGUCGAUUCGGGAGUGCUUGAGACUGCCAGUUUGAAUGGUGGCCAAGGGGAUGUUGUCUCUGUAGAUCUACCAUCUGAAGAAAAAAUCCUAGAAAAGACCUCAGCAUAUGAUGAGUCUGUCAGUUCAAUUCAUGGUUUGCAUAACGUCGUUUCUGUGGAUACACCUUCAUCUGAAGAACAAAGACAUGCAGUGACGGUAACCAUGCCAGAUAAAGAGGUAGGAUCGGGAGUGCUUGAGACUGUCAGUUCGAAUGAUGGCCUAGCGAAUCUUGUCUCUAUGGAUCCACCUUCAUCUAAGAAACUAAUCUCUAAAAAAGCCACAGAACAUGAGACCAUCAGUUUAACUCAUGGUUUGCAUAAUCUUGAGUCUGUAAGUCCACCUUCAUCUGAAGAACGAAUAACCGUGCCAGCUAAAGAGGAUGAAUCAAGAGUGCUUGAGGCUGUCAGUUCGAAUGAUGGGCUAGUGAAUCUUAUCUCUAUGGAUCCAUCUUCAUCAGAAGAACGAAUCCCUGAAAAAGCCUCAGAAGAUGAGACUGUCAGUUUAAGUCAAAUCCAUGCGGUGACAGAAACCAUGCCAGACAAAGAGGUUGAAUCAGGAGUGCUUGAGACUGUAAGUUCAAGUGAUGGCCUAGGGAAUCUUGUCGCUGUGGACCCACCUUCAUCUAAAGAAAAAAACCCUGAAAAGGCCACAGAAAAAGAGAGCAGUGAAUUGCAUGUAAUGGCAUCUAAUAGUGCAACUGGGAUCAACCAGCAGAAGGGAGUUGAUACUGCAGCCAUUAGCCACUCUUCUGGGGAAAAUCCCCUGGUAAACUCACUCCUGCUGCAGCCUGUGACAGCUUUGGUGCAUGGUGGUUCAGUGACAUUUGAUCAGGCACACCAACAAAAAGGUACGCUUUUAGCCACAUUGACUGCAGUGCAAUGUGGAGAUCCACAGGCCAGCGAACUGCAGGAUACUAGCCAACCAGUUGAAAAUCCAGUAUCCACAUCAGAUGCUAUGGUAUCAUACAAUCAUUCAUAUCAUGAUGUGCCGGACAAUGAGCCUGUUGUACAAGUGGCAGUGCUGCCAUCUUCUAAUACACUUGAGCAUAGUUCUCUUGAGUUAUUUUCAGUUGCUGGAAUUAACAUUCAGCCAAUUAGUGAAGAUCAUACCUUUAACCAAGUUGCUCAGGCUCCAAUGCGAAUUGCUGGGAACCUUCCUGAUCUUUCAGAUCAAACUAUUUUGCAGCCUAUGACAUGUUUUUCCUUACAGCAGCCUGUUGAUAUACCUACUAGUGGAUUUGGAAUGCUUUUUCAAGACACAAGGGCUACAUCUAUUACUUCUUCAUAUAAUACUCGUCCCAUACCUUCUGCACCCCGUGGGGCAUCUCAGAUGCCCCUGCCUUUGUCCCCUGACCCUCUUCAGAAUGAACUGGAAAAGUUGGAUAAAGAAGCAGACCAAAUCCAUAAGUCUCAUGAAGAUAUGAAGCUGCGUCUGAAAUCUGAUUGUGAUAAGGAGAUAGAGGAGGCCAUUGCUGACAUUCGUCGCAAGUAUGAGAUUAGAUUUCCGGAGACUGAUGCAGAAUUUCACCUUAAAAAGAAGGAAUCGGAUGCAAUUCGCAACGUGGUUUUGAGGAAUAAGAUUUUGUCCUUGGUUUGGACUAAAUACAUGGAUUAUACUAGGGCAUCAAGUGCAUCUGGACUGCAGCAAGAGGAUAAUUUCUUUUUCUUCCAGCAGCUGGACCAACUAUCUAUACGGCAAAAUCAACAUAUACAUUCUCCAGUUGCCAGUUCGUCUCUGGCCAGCCCUCCUGCAGCUAGCCUACAAACUUCUAUUGCAUCCUUACCCAGCCUGCAGGUGACCCCUCUUGCACCUGCAACCAAUCCACAUUGUACAGCUCCACCUAUGCAGUUGCCUGCUCCAUUUCCGAGCAUUCCAGCAAGACCGCCCCACAUUAGUUCCCCCUCUUCCACAGGAAUCCCCCAAGGUGGAGGUGAGAUUCGUGCCCCAGCCCCACAUUUCCAACCUUUUAGACCUUCAACAUCCAUGUCAAAUCCACAUCUCCAACCUUUUACACCUUCAACAUCCAUGCCAAAUUGGCAGUCACAUAGCAACUCUCAUGCAUCGUCUAUGUCCCUUCCUCAUAUUCCACGACUUCCAGCCCCCAUGCAACAAUAUGUUCCUCAUGCUAGGGCCCAUCAUCCUGAAAAUGCAGGGGGCUUGCCAGCUCUUAGUGUAUAUGCACUGCCUUUAAUUAUGGAUAUAAACGGUCGAUUUGGUGCUAAUCCAUCUGGUAGUUUGCCCUCAAUGCCAAAUUUGGGUUCAACCCUUGACCACUUGCACCUUUCUGAUCCUGCGAUUACAGUUGGUGCACAUGUCAACCCAGUACGCACAGCUAGAUCCACCGACGUAGUUUAUUUAUCAGACGAUGACUAACCGGUUACAGGAUAUGUAUACUUGGUGCUCAUGGUUAUGAAGCGGGGUUGUGACAUGGUAUAAGGAUAGGCAGACGUUGUAACGCUUGACUGGCUGCUAGGAGUUUGUAGCUGUAUGCCUUCUGUUCUAAUGGUUGUAAUGUAAAAAUGUAAAUCUGUAGUUUGUACUGAAAUUUUUCCUGAGCA
This is a messenger RNA of Prunus dulcis (almond), 5922 nucleotides long. RefSeq names its product helicase protein MOM1-like. NCBI's taxonomy places the organism in Eukaryota, Viridiplantae, Streptophyta, Magnoliopsida, Rosales, Rosaceae. The coding region runs from base 197 to 5737 and encodes 1846 amino acids. The transcript is spliced from 10 exons. The record is from RefSeq and is a predicted model, not a curated record. Gene Ontology annotation, biological process: heterochromatin formation.